Dalotia coriaria is the source of this 1476-nucleotide messenger RNA. RefSeq lists its product as uncharacterized. The record is from RefSeq and is a predicted model, not a curated record. The coding region runs from base 1 to 1320 and encodes 439 amino acids. NCBI's taxonomy places the organism in Eukaryota, Metazoa, Arthropoda, Insecta, Coleoptera, Staphylinidae. The transcript is spliced from 8 exons.
AUGUUAAAAGUGCAACACAUUCACACUUUGUUGAGGUGUACAAUCCUGCUGAUGUUGACAAAUUUCCCACGUGAGAUUUAUGGCAGUCAGGCCACGCGUCUUCGCAAUUUGCAAGGCACUCCAUUUCUACCUCUUUGGAAUUCCGGGCAUUACAAUAAUAUUAACAGAAUCGUACCAACAUCCACGGGGUCUCCAAGACGAGUACGUGCACCGAUAUUACAACAAGAUAAUUAUUCAUUUAACAAUCGACAAAGUCGGUUCCUAUCGUUAUUUACAUUCGUCCAGUUUAGCAACCAGGAGUGCAUGGGCGCGACAGGCGAUAAUGGUACUUGUUUGACUGCGCAGCAAUGUCAACAAAGAGGUGGAUCAUCCAGUGGACCUUGUGCUGGUGGCUACGGAAUGUGCUGCGUGUUUCUCGCCACAUGUGGAAUGACGGUUCGUGAGAAUGGUACUUACUUCGUGCACAGUGGUUAUCCAACUAUCUACGAUGGAACCGGCUCUUGUCAGAUCACGCUGAUGAAGAUGAACCUCAACGUCUGUCAGUACAGACUGGAUUUCGAUCAGUUUCAAAUAAUGGGCCCGGAAAUACAAAAUAAUAUUUGCAACAACGACCAAUUUAUCGUCUCCGGAAGUAGCCCCGUGCCGCCCAUUUGCGGAUUGAACUCCGGCAACCACAUGUAUAUCGAUGCUGGAUCAGGUGCCUCAAAUCCAAUUACGCUGUCAGUUAUAACGAGCGGCCCGUCAUAUCGACGCAGCUGGAAAAUACGUGUCACACAGAUUCCAUGCAACUCGCCAGUUAAAGCCGAAGACGGGUGCCUGCAGUAUUUCACAGGAGUUGCAGGCCAGAUAAUGUCCUUUAAUUACGAACCGACAAGCGGGUUGCACUUGUCCAAUCAGGACUACAGUAUCUGCGUUCGCACCGAGAAGAAUUUCUGCGGCGUACAGUACACGCAAUGCCCAGACACAGUUAAUAAUCGUUCGGUAUCGUUCACAUUGAGCGGAAACACUGCAAAUAACAACGCCGUGCCUGCAAUGGUAGGCAGUACGGGAACUGGUAACUUCUGUCAGAACGAUUACCUUAUUAUUCCAAUGGUAAUGAAUGUGGGCCGGCCAGUAACCGGGGCGUCUGCCACCGUCGAUCGGGUAUGCGGUGGGACGCUAGCUGCAGACGUCACGCUCCAGUCAACGCCUGUCCGAAGUAAUGUGAAGCCGUUCCGAUUGUACUUCCACACGGACGCACGUGAAACCCCACAGGAUCAGGGCAAUCGUGGGUUCUGCCUCAACUACGUCCAACAACCAUGUACAAACACUUUGGCAUAAAGUCAUUUGCUAAAUAUGAAAGCUAGUUUAGACGUUGUUAAUCAGUUUUAUUUUGUGGAUUUAUUUAAGAGAAAUGGUGUUUUAAUUGUUUUUGACGUUGUAAUUUUGUAUAUUGUUAUACUUUGUACUUCAAUAAAAAGAAUAAUUUUAGACGAA